UCUUCUCUUCAAAAUCUCUUUUUUUCUCCUCUUUUGGAUCUCACAUAGCGAAACCUCUCAGUGAUUUGAGGUUCUCGCAUUAAUGGCGGGUUUUUAGGGCCUCGUUGUCUCUGCGGUUAUUCAUUUAUGGAUUCAGUCUCGCGGUUUUAGUAUUCAUGGUUUCAUGAGGAAUUCGUUUUUAUGGAUUUGUUGGUGCAGCGCGGAAGAGAGGCUUUUUCUGUGGUGAUGCCAAAUUGUGUGGAUUUGGCCAUCGUUUGAUUGAGUUUCGUGUCCUGUGGUUGCUGGCUGGACGGGAAGCUUGCUUACAAGUCGCUGGAAGCUAUCCCUGAUCCAUCAAUGGCUGAAGAGGCUAACACUUUUUAUGUAGUUCGGAAAGGGGACAUCUUUGGUGUUUAUCAAAGUUUAAGUGAUGUUCAAGCUCAAAUUAGUUCUUCGGUUCAUGAUCCUUCUGUUAGAGUGUACAAGGGUUACGUUUUAAAGAAGGAAACAGAGGAAUAUCUUGCUUCUCAUGGCCUUAAAGAUGCUUUGUACACUGCAAAUGCAGCAGAUGUGAACAACGAUACAUUUGAAAAACUCACGCCUUGUCCUUUCACUCAACCCGAUGGACGUACAAUUUUGGCUGAUAAAGGACCUCAGAAGGUGUCUUCUCAGCAUAAAUCAAAGAUGGCAGUGAACAACUCUCAGAGGUCAUGCAUUCUUGAAUUUGAUGGUGCUUCAAAGGGAAAUCCUGGAAAAUCUGGUGCUGGAGUGAUUCUUCGAGCACAAGAUGGAAGUGUAGUUUCUAGAAUCCGUCAAGGCUUGGGCUUUGUCACCAACAAUGUUGCUGAAUAUCAAGCCUUAAUUUUAGGACUGAAUUAUGCUCUUAGUAGAGGUUUUAUGCAUAUUGUUGUGAGAGGUGACUCUCAACUUGUUUGUAUGCAGGUACAAGGUCGCUGGCAGACAAAGAAUCAGAAUAUGGCUGAAUUGUGUAAAGUGGUCAAACAACUCAAGGAAAGGUUUAUUUCAUUCCAGAUCAACCAUGUUCUGAGGGAGUUUAAUUCAGAUGCUGAUGCUGAAGCGAACAAAGCUGUACAUCUUCCUGCGGGUGAAAUUCGCGAAGAUUUCAGCUAGUCUAUACAAAGCAAUCAAUAAUAUUAGUUCUAUCAUAUCUCUGUGGUUGUUGAGAUAGAACUGGAAGUAAAUCAGGAGAUGGAAACCAAUUUCUUUGGACCAUGGCUGCUGAGAUAGACAUCAGAAACUGACCAUAAAAUCAAGCAAUGGAAUGUGCGCUACUGAUUGUAAAUUGUGGAAAACAACUACUCUCUGCUCUUAGUUCUGCACUUAAAAUUAGUGGGAGUGACCAUUAAGUGUGAUAACAUUACAAGUGUUAGUUUUGCUUAGCCAAACGGUUUGAAAUGACGAGUUAGUUUUUGACUGCA
Dioscorea cayenensis subsp. rotundata (Guinea yam) is the source of this 1418-nucleotide messenger RNA. RefSeq lists its product as uncharacterized. The record is from RefSeq and is a predicted model, not a curated record. The transcript is spliced from 8 exons. Lineage: Eukaryota; Viridiplantae; Streptophyta; Magnoliopsida; Dioscoreales; Dioscoreaceae. Bases 337 to 1110 code for a protein of 257 amino acids. Gene Ontology annotation, molecular function: RNA-DNA hybrid ribonuclease activity; nucleic acid binding.